Aphanomyces astaci is the source of this 431-nucleotide messenger RNA. RefSeq lists its product as hypothetical. Lineage: Eukaryota; Oomycota; Saprolegniomycetes; Saprolegniales; Verrucalvaceae. The transcript is spliced from 2 exons. The record is from RefSeq and is a predicted model, not a curated record. Bases 1 to 381 code for a protein of 126 amino acids. Gene Ontology annotation, molecular function: protein binding.
AUGAGUGUGGUGAAGAAAGGAAUUUGGACGGAGCAUGUCGAUGCGGCGUCAGGGCGCUCAUAUUACUUCAACCUGGUUCACGGACGAAGCUACUGGGAGUUACCGGAAGAGCUGAAAGCUACGGUCAUGCGACCUCUGGUCGAAGUAAACGCUGCUGCUGCUGCAGCCGACGUGGCGCGUGACGAUACAAUCGGGGACGACACACCAGCUCUAUCGCGUCCAUCUCAAGAAGAAUGCGUUUCAACUGAACCAUCCGCUUCCCGUGCAUCUUUGAUCGAUCCGAAUGCCGAAGAGACAUUUUCAAGUCGGAUUCAACAAGCCAUGCAGCGCCAAGAGGAACAACGACGACACCAACAUGACGAACAUAGAUCACGCUCGUAACAAAUAUGUCGCAAGGUGGUAAUAAUGUGACUUCAAGUCUUGUAAGCCUA